UGUGUCGCGCGCUCCGCUCCACUUGAAGAUUUUCAAGCCACUUAAGCUACUUUAAUAUAAAAGCUGAAUAGAGUAGAAGCUUUUUUUGGGGGGUUUAUAUCUAUAAGUGUGCAUUUCCCCGGUAAUUAUGCAGGAUAGAGGCGCGUGUAUCGGCCCCUUCUGCAGACCGAGGUGUCUGGCGGCGGCGGCGGCGGCGGCGGCACCGGCGGGGAAAACGAAACUAACUCACCCGGGAAAGGCUAUUCUGGCAGGCGGCAUUGCAGGAGGCAUAGAGAUCUGCAUCACCUUCCCCACAGAGUACGUCAAGACCCAGUUACAACUGGAUGAGAAGGCCAAUCCACCCAAAUACAGAGGAAUAGGUGACUGUGUGAGACAGACAGUUCAGGGUCAUGGUGUUAAAGGACUCUACAGAGGACUCAGCUCACUGCUGUAUGGAUCCAUACCCAAAUCUGCAGUCAGGUUCGGGGUGUUUGAGUUCCUCAGCAACCAUGCGAGGGACGAGUCCGGUCGUCUGGACAGCACCAAAGGCCUGCUGUGUGGGCUCGGAGCCGGGAUCCUGGAGGCCGUUUUGGUGGUCUGUCCCAUGGAAACUGUUAAGGUUAAAUUCAUUCAUGACCAGACGUCAGCCAACCCCAAAUACAAGGGCUUCUUCCACGGAGUCAGAGAGAUCGUCAAUGCUCAAGGAAUAAGAGGGACAUAUCAGGGUCUCACUGCCACGGUCCUCAAACAAGGCUCCAACCAAGCUAUUCGGUUCUAUGUGAUGACCUCUCUCAAGAACUGGUACAAAGGUGAUGACCCCAACAAAGCCAUGAAUCCCCUGUUGACCGGAGUAUUUGGAGCCGUAGCCGGAGCAGCCAGUGUCUUUGGAAACACCCCACUAGAUGUCAUCAAGACCAGAAUGCAGGGUCUGGAAGCACAUAAAUAUAAAAGCACAUGGGACUGUGCUUUAAAGAUCCUGAGACAUGAGGGCUUGGCAGCCUUCUACAAAGGGACGGUUCCCCGGCUGGGCCGCGUGUGUCUGGACGUGGCCAUAGUCUUCAUCAUCUACGAGGAGGUGGUGAAGGUCCUGAACACGGUCUGGAAGACGGACUGAGCUGCCGGACGCUCAGAGAGACGGCUUCUCC
Messenger RNA from Anoplopoma fimbria (sablefish), 1124 nucleotides. Its product is annotated as tricarboxylate transport protein B, mitochondrial. The transcript is spliced from 9 exons. The record is from RefSeq and is a predicted model, not a curated record. Lineage: Eukaryota; Metazoa; Chordata; Actinopteri; Perciformes; Anoplopomatidae. Gene Ontology annotation, biological process: mitochondrial citrate transmembrane transport. The coding region runs from base 128 to 1093 and encodes 321 amino acids.